Molecule: messenger RNA, 525 nt
Organism: Paramecium tetraurelia
Lineage: Eukaryota; Ciliophora; Oligohymenophorea; Peniculida; Parameciidae
Exons: 2
Biological process (GO): lipoprotein transport; cilium assembly
Cellular component (GO): cilium
Molecular function (GO): lipid binding
Source: RefSeq, a predicted model, not a curated record
AUGUAAAAAGUGAUCACUCCUGAAAUUGUGAGAACAUUCACAAAUCCAUGUGAUAAAUUUUUGUGCCAACCCUCAGAAGAAAUUAAAUUUAUUAAAUUUAUACUCAGAGAUGCUGAUGAUAAUUUUAUUUUAUUUGACUUUGAUAAUGACGAUGAAAAUUAAUAAUAAGAAGUUUUGAGUUAUCAAUUCACGCCUCAAUAUUUCGAUAUCAAGACUUUGGGAGCAACAAAAAUAUUCAAGACUUUCGAUAAGCCAUUAAAGAAUUUGCUCCUCAUUGAUAGAUUCUAUUUUAAAAAUAACCUCAUCAAAGAGUACGAAUUUCGCUUUCCUUUCUGCAUACCCCAUUCAACCAAUACUUGGGAAUCCAUGUAUGAUCAACCUGCAUUAGGAGCUAACUUAAAAGAUCAGAUGCUCCUGAAUCCAUGGGAAACCAAAAGUGAUACAUUUCUAUUUAUUGAUGGAAAAUUAGCUAAUCAUGAAAGAAUAGAGUAUGAUUUUAGUGGAGAUUAAGAAGAUUUUGAUUGA